UCAGUGUUGAGUUCCCAGUAUCAAGAUGCGGUUCUGGGAGGUGGUUGUGUUGAUGGUGAUGGCGUCUGUGAGUCUGGUGGCACCACAGGCGGAGAUGCAAGACCAAGUAUCCCAAGAGGCGGCACUGCAGGAGGAUGACAAAGGAACCCUUGCCUUGGAUGACAGGAAUCGCUUCUUCGGUACAUUCCAGACUAGCACCCGCAGUUUGGUAUCCCUUAUUACUUCUACUGUCUUCUUCAGUUGUCUCUCAGGUACCGCUACCGCCAGUGUCUGCACCGGGCGUCGCCGACGGCGUGCGUUAUCUAUGGACAAACCGAAGUCGCUCAUCGUGGAUCCAAAUGAAUGGUCGGCACUGACCAGCAGCGGUGAUGGCAGUGAUGUAACGACAGACGCUGCAGACACAGAAGCGAACGAGAAGCUAUUUGGCAUUCAGGUGUGGACCAUAAGUACAACCAGCACCUCUGUCACUGUCUUCUACACUGACAGCCGCACCACCAUCAGGCUUUCCUACUACUGUGUAGCCGCUGGUAUGAGCCUGCCGAUUCGAAGAUGCGGAGGAGCUCGCUAGAGUAAGGUGGCUGCCCUCCUUUCCGUCAGCCAUACCUGCUCUCCUAACUCUUCCAGCAACUUGCCCACCAAACAUCCCCUCAAUCUGAACCUUCACCCGACGAUUUACGUCCGGUGCCUAAAU
Molecule: messenger RNA, 691 nt
Organism: Cherax quadricarinatus
Lineage: Eukaryota; Metazoa; Arthropoda; Malacostraca; Decapoda; Parastacidae
Source: RefSeq, a predicted model, not a curated record